AUGGCGAAGCGCCUGGUCAGCACUGGCAAGUUCCUCACGAUGCACAAGCGCCGUAAGAAGCGUCUCCUCACCAGAUCACUUAGCCAGGAGACGGCACUGCUGGACGACCUGCUGCUAGGACAAGUGCAGUGUAUUCUGCAGCAGUCUGCGACGUGGAAGUUCAACGCUUUCACCCUGGAUAAUGUGUCUGGUGGCCGUUGCUUGCCGGUACUCUGCAUACACCUGUUUCACAUGUACGGGCUGAUUUCGCACUUCAAGCUGGACGUGGCUAAGGCCUGGAAGCUGUUCAGCAUGAUCGAGGACGGUUAUCACAGCUCCAAUCCGUACCACAACUCGAUACAUGCAGCUGAUGUGACGCAGGCGAUGCAUUGCUUCCUGCAACAACAGCGGGUAAGAGAUCUCUUAAUUGCAGCUUGUGACCUCUCGUGUGUCGCAGUCCAUCCAGACAAAGUUGCCUAA
This is a messenger RNA of Pieris macdunnoughi, 459 nucleotides long. The record is from the annotation of a GenBank genome assembly. Lineage: Eukaryota; Metazoa; Arthropoda; Insecta; Lepidoptera; Pieridae.